AUGCCAAUUUCGUCAAAGCCUAAUGCAUCUGAGCAUUUUCCUGUGGCUAGCGUUCAGGAGAACUCGAGUCUUGAAGGACCCGAAAAUGUCUCGCAUUCUUCGUCUGCCCCCCAGUUCAAGCCAUAUGUCGUCUCACUUCGCCUCUCCUACUCCUUCCUGUCUCUAAAUGGAGGCUCUCAAAGCGGCUAUGAAAAACGGGGUUCACUUCUAAAUGCAUACAUAAAAGGAACAGUUUCCGUCGAUUUCAACCGGCUCCGUGGCCGAGUGCAUUCGGGGCGCCCUUUCCAGCCAGCCUGA
Molecule: messenger RNA, 297 nt
Organism: Protopolystoma xenopodis
Lineage: Eukaryota; Metazoa; Platyhelminthes; Monogenea; Polystomatidea; Polystomatidae
Source: the annotation of a GenBank genome assembly